GACUUUAUCACCUCUCAAUAUCCCAAAACUCUCUUUCUGUCACCAAUCACUCUGACAUUCUCUUCUCUCCUUUGCACCUUUGCUCCAUUUCUUCCUCUUCCCUUCCACAAUGUCCACCUCCUAUACCUUCAAAACAGAAGAAACCAACUCUACUCAGGCAGGUUUCAUUAGAACCCAAUCCAAAACACCUUCAUCCCAGUCUAAUGAAAGAAGAGGUAGAAGAAAGCAAGCAGAACCAGGGAGGUUCCUUGGCGUGAGGCGCCGCCCUUGGGGCAGAUAUGCUGCUGAAAUCAGAGACCCUACAACCAAGGAAAGGCACUGGCUUGGGACAUUUGAUACUGCUUAUGAAGCAGCUCUUGCUUAUGACAAAGCUGCUCUCUCCAUGAAGGGAACCCAAGCAAGAACCAACUUCAUCUACUCUCAUAAUACAUCCUUUCACUCUCUCCUUACACCUUUUGAUGCUCAAGCCUUCCUACAACCUCCACAGCUCCUUGGCAAUGCCAAUACAAGCAUCCCUCAGGUCCAUGUCCAAUCAGUCCAGGACAUUUGUAGCACUCAAGCUUCCAGUGAGUCAGCCUCCAUUAAUGAUAACUUCCUUUUCUCUUCUGAUUUUCAAUCUGGCUACCUAGAGAGUAUCCUUCCUGAUAAUUACUUGAAAACUGCUACAAAGCCCACAAAUUUAGAGUCUGAAUGCUCUCCCCACUUGGUGACUUCUUCGCAUCGGAUCCCACCAUCCAUGGGGUAUCAGACCACGGAUCAAUGUUCCAUGAAUUGCUCCGAGACACAGAAUGUGAUCAUGGUUCCUUCUUCUACGGAAGGUCAACCUCAUAGCAACAACAAUGCAGAUUCAGUGGAUAACUUGAAUGGAUCAGCAAAGGAUUUGAGUUUGAUCUCCAAUAAUUUUCCUUUCUUGGAUGAGCUUAAUAAUGGCUUUUGGAGCUAUGAGCAGUCAUGGGAGCUUACUGCUGCAAUGGAGGGGAACCCUUUAAUGGUGGAAGAUGAGUGUCUUGGAGCUUUCUACCCCUACAUUGACCUUCCCGGGUACUGUCCACCACUUCCCUCUUGUAGUGAUGUAAUAGACUUGGGUUACUCUUUAUUUUAAGUGACUGUUUGUGGAUUUUCUUGAAGUAAGCAUUUUAGCAGUUUUUUUUUUUCCUCCCAUUUUCCUGUAAUCUGCUACUGUUCUUAAUUGCAAUUACACUGUAGAGAUGAGUGUAGUAAGCUCCAGAAUCACAAAAGAAUGUUCUUACUUCUUUAGACUUGCUUGGUACCAGAGACUGCAAUGAAUCAAAGUGUCCUUUUCUUGGCUUCUUUGGUAUGUUAGGUGGGUGAAGUAGAGACCUUUUCAGAACCCAAGUCUCAAUGAGUCAUUAAAAUGCAGGAAGAAGAAAAAAAGCAACACAUGUUUAUACCCUCUCUAAUCUAUCUUUCUCCUCUUCUCAUGAAAUGACCUCUCUGCAUGGCUUAGGUUAAAAGUACAUCAUAUCAUGCAUGCUGUGGUAUGGUUACUGUUGGCUCAACCAUCUUUUACUAAACAAAAAGAUGAUUCAACCAUCCAAGCUGGGUGGAUCUGAUAACUAUGGCUCAGUGAAUGAUGAAAAGAAGACCAAAGGAGAAGAGUUGAUGAUAACCCAGUAGGGCCUGCUAUGUUUGGUUUUAUGGAAUUCAAGGAGCUG
Macadamia integrifolia is the source of this 1676-nucleotide messenger RNA. RefSeq names its product ethylene-responsive transcription factor ERF086-like. The record is from RefSeq and is a predicted model, not a curated record. The coding region runs from base 110 to 1102 and encodes 330 amino acids. Gene Ontology annotation, biological process: regulation of DNA-templated transcription. Gene Ontology annotation, molecular function: DNA-binding transcription factor activity; DNA binding. NCBI's taxonomy places the organism in Eukaryota, Viridiplantae, Streptophyta, Magnoliopsida, Proteales, Proteaceae. The transcript has a single exon.